This is a messenger RNA of Melanotaenia boesemani (Boeseman's rainbowfish), 2215 nucleotides long. It is a transcript of the gene fzr1b, whose product is annotated as fizzy/cell division cycle 20 related 1b. Gene Ontology annotation, cellular component: anaphase-promoting complex. Gene Ontology annotation, biological process: anaphase-promoting complex-dependent catabolic process; positive regulation of anaphase-promoting complex-dependent catabolic process; positive regulation of ubiquitin protein ligase activity. Bases 301 to 1764 code for a protein of 487 amino acids. The record is from RefSeq and is a predicted model, not a curated record. The transcript has 14 exons. Gene Ontology annotation, molecular function: anaphase-promoting complex binding; ubiquitin ligase activator activity; protein binding. Lineage: Eukaryota; Metazoa; Chordata; Actinopteri; Atheriniformes; Melanotaeniidae.
AACCAAAGAAUUUCUGCUACAGCUGAUUCGGCCGCCAUCUUUGUCGUGAACAUAAACAACACCAGCAGGUCGCGUUGGCGUCUGUGAGCAGCGCUGUUGUUCGUAAGAAAGUGAAGACAUUCUUUCCGCCGCAGCGUCGAUCUUUUCAGCCGAAGAUGACAGAUGAUCUGGCCACCUGAAGCCACCGUGUCAGUCGAGAUGGGGGUCCUCUGUGGAUUUCCUCACCGGCAGGGAGCGGAGGUGUAAACGGGGAGCGGGGAGGGCAGCAGGGGGGCCUUGUUGCCUAUUAGUCCUGAAGAGAUGGACCAAGAGUACGAGAGACGGCUGCUGAGGCAAAUCAACCACCAGAACCUGCCACCUGAGGCCCGCCUGACCAAGAGCUUAAGUGCUGCCUGCAGUCCUGUCACUGUGAAGUCAGGAGACCGCUUUAUUCCCACCCGAGCCGGAAGUAACUGGAGCAUCAACUUCCAUUAUGCCAACGAGAACUGCCGCUCUCCCACUCAGACUCACAAAGCAAAGGACGCCAGUUCAGAUUCAAGCAAAGAUGCUGUGGCGUACGCUGCCCUGCUGAGGAAUGAGCUGCUGGGGGCGGGGAUAGAGACGGUGCCAGACCCUCACACCGACGACCGGCGGCAUGCACUCCUCGCUCAAGACUUCCACAGCCUUUUUAGGUACACUGUCCACAGUAAGAGAGUGCCUUUUGAUAGCGACAACGAGGUCUCACCAUACUCCCUUUCUCCUCUCAGCAACAAGAGUCACAAGCUGCUCCGCUCCCCUCGCAAACCAGCUCGAAAGAUCUCAAAGAUCCCUUUCAAAGUCCUGGAUGCUCCGGAGCUGCAGGAUGACUUCUACCUCAACCUGGUAGACUGGUCGGCGGGUAACCUGCUGAGUGUCGGGCUGGGAGCCUGCGUCUACCUGUGGAGUGCCUGCACCAGCCAGGUAACAAGGUUAUGUGAUCUUUCAGUGGAUGGAGACUCAGUUACAUCAGUUUGUUGGAAUGAGAGGGGAAGUCUGGUCGCUGUUGGAACCCACAAGGGUUACGUUCAGAUCUGGGAUGCAGCUGGAGGGAGGAAGCUGACCAGUCUGGAAGGUCACUCAGCCAGAGUAGGUGCCUUGGCCUGGAAUGGGGAGCAGCUGUCAUCUGGGAGUCGGGACCGAGUGAUCCUACAACGGGAUGUCAGAACACCCCCCUCCGCUGAGAGGAGGCUGCAAGGCCACAGACAAGAAGUGUGUGGCCUCAAAUGGUCUCCUGACCACCAGCACCUCGCCUCUGGAGGCAACGACAACAAACUACUGGUGUGGAACAGCUCCAGCCUUCUUCCCGUGCAGCAGUACAGCGACCACCUGGCCGCGGUGAAAGCCAUCGCCUGGUCGCCUCACCAACACGGGCUGCUGGCGUCGGGCGGCGGCACCGCUGACCGCUGCCUGCGUUUCUGGAACACGCUGACGGGUCAGGCGCUGCAGAGCACAGACACCGGCUCCCAGGUCUGCAACCUAGCCUGGUCCAAACAUGCCAACGAACUGGUGAGCACCCACGGCUACUCUCAGAACCAGAUUCUGGUGUGGAAGUACCCGUCGCUAACGCAGGUGGCCAAGCUAACUGGACACUCCUACAGAGUCUUGUAUCUGGCUGUGUCACCAGACGGAGAGGCCAUAGUUACUGGAGCUGGCGAUGAGACGCUUCGUUUCUGGAACGUCUUCAGUAAGACACGCUGCACAAAGGAAUCAAAGUCAGUGCUGAAUCUCUUCACAAGAAUACGAUAGUGACGGGCCGGAGUCAGAACUGGUUCAGGAAGAGCCGGACGGGCUAAAUCUUAAUGCACAGAGUCAACCAACAGCACUCAGAGACUUUUCUGUAGACCCCCCACCACCCAGCACCAACCUCCACUGAACAGUACUUCUUUGAAGUUUUUACUACACAGGAUGCAGACAACAACUACGACUCCCAUCCUGAACAUCACUGAUUUAAAAGAAACAAAAUUAUCACGUUGUCUGCUUAAAAAUAGGUCUUGUUCUCUUUUCUGUUGUGAAAGUGAUUAAGUUGUUUUAUUAUAUAUUAGCAGAUGUGUACAUGUACAAGAGCUUUAAGCUGAAUGAUAGUGGCAUUUUAAAAAGGCGCUCCUUUGUAACAGAGAGAACAUGAAGCCAGGUGUGGGAAGGGGUUGGGACGGGUUUCUAUAUUUUGAUAAUGUGUGAAUAUGAACAACAGCAGUAU